UUCUGUCGCUCGCGACUUCUCCGCUUGCGCAAUAACGCGGCGUCGUUGUCUUUGCCUUGAGAAGGCGGGGAGGAGGAGGAGGAGAGUUGGCGGCGGCGGCAGCGGGGCAGCAGCGGCGGCUGGGAGCCGAGAGCCGGCGGAUGGAGCAGCCGCCGCCAUAGGAGUCGUUGGGGCGUCGCCUCCCUCGCCUCCCGGAGCCACUGCUGUUUGACAGAGGAGCCCCACCAGCCAGUCAUGUUUAAGGAUAAGUGGUGGAGUAGAUAAGCAUGAGACCUCCGUGGCACAGCUGCAUGUGCAUUCACUCUUGAAGCAAUUGCACACGUUAUUGGCUGACAAUCUUGGCAUUUUUUUAGUAAAAACAAAAUUUAAGGACAUGUGUUUGACUUGUCAAACUUGUUUGGUGUCAUCUGAUGGAGCCUUCUGGUAGUGAACAAUUCUGUGACGACCCUGACCUUGGAAGCAAAUCUCAAGACACAGAGAUCAAAAGGCAGCAUGAAUCGGAGCAAAAGCUAUCCAAAAUUACACACAAUGCCUUGGAGAAUAUUAAUGUGAUUGGUCAAGGCUUGAAGCACCUCUUCCAGCAUCAGCGUAGGAGGUCCUCAGUGUCUCCCCAUGAUGUUCAGCAAGCUCAGAUUGAUUUGGAACCUGAAAUGGAAUUGGAAUACCAAAGCACAUGUGCUGAAAUUGAUGGUAUCUCUACCCACCCCACAGCUCUGAACAGAGUUCUCCAACAAAUCAGAGUGCCACCUAAAAUGAAGAGAGGAACAAGCCUACACAACAGGCGGGGGAAGAUAGAUCCUUCAAAGGGAAGCCCCCAGAUCAACAGGAAGUCUCUCCAGGAUAUUCAUUCAGGCCGGCCCAGAUCUUCGUCAACUACUGAUGCCCCUACUAAUUUGUCUGUUCUAGAGAUGGCCUCUCCCAUCUGUCUAGGUGGUGAAGAGGUUGUAUCAGCAGAUCGGAUCGAACGAUUAGAUGUAAGUAGUCUAGCACAAACGUCUAGUGCAGUGGCCUCAAGCACAGAGUGCAGCAUCAAUGCAGAUUCUGUUGAUGGAACACCAGAUCCUCAGCGCACGAAAGUGGCCAUCACCCACUUGCAGCAAAAAAUACUAAAGUUGACUGAGCAAAUCAAAAUAGAGCAAACAGCUCGGGAUGACAACGUGGCAGAAUACCUAAAAUUAGCCAAUAAUGCUGACAAGCAGCAGAGUGCCCGCAUCAAGCAGGUGUUUGAGAAGAAGAACCAGAAGUCAGCUCAGACAAUCCUCCAAUUGCAGAAGAAGCUAGAGCACUACCAUCGGAAGCUGCGAGAGAUUGAACAGAAUGGUAUCCCUCGCCAGCCCAAAGAUGUCUUGAGGGAUAUGCACCAGGGGCUGAAGGAUGUGGGAGCAAAGGUCACUGGCUUCAGUGAAGGAGUGGUUGACAGUGUUAAGGGUGGACUUUCCAGUUUCUCCCAGGCAACCCAUUCAGCAGCAGGGGCUGUUGUUUCAAAACCCCGGGAGAUUGCUUCACUCAUUAGGAACAAAUUUGGGAGUGCAGACAAUAUUUCUAAUCUGAAGGACUCCUUGGAAGAAGGUCAAGAAGAUGGAACUGGGGGAAAGACUUUAGGUGUUCAUAACUUUCAGUCAAGCCCAAAAUAUGGCAGUGAGGAAGAUUGUUCGAGUGCCACAUCAGGCUCUGUGGGGGCCAAUAGCACCACCGGGAUCCCCAUGGGAGCGCCAAGCUCCAAAACAAACACUCUAGAAAUGCAGAGCUCAGGGUUUGAUGCAAUACUGCAUGAGAUUCAAGAGAUCAGAGAGAUGCAAGGACGACUGGAGGAAUCAUUUGAGAAUCUUAAGGUUCACUAUCAGAGGGAUUAUUCCCUGAUAAUGCAGGCUCUGCAGGAAGAGAGAUACCGAUGUGAACGGCUAGAAGAGCAGCUGAAUGACCUGACUGAGCUCCACCAGAAUGAGAUCCUUAAUUUAAAGCAGGAAUUGGCUAGCAUGGAGGAAAAAAUAGCUUAUCAGUCUUAUGAGCGAGCCAGAGACAUCCAGGAGGCAUUAGAGGCAUGCCAGACCAGAAUCUCAAAGAUGGAACUGCAGCAGCAACAACAGCAAGUUGUCCAGUUGGAGGGCCUUGAAAAUGCCACUGCCAGAAACCUUCUGGGCAAAUUAAUUAAUAUCCUCUUGGCUGUCAUGGCUGUUCUAUUGGUCUUUGUCUCCACUGUGGCCAACUGUGUUGUCCCCCUCAUGAAAACUCGCAGCAGGACGUUCAGCACUUUAUUUUUAGUGGUCUUCGUUGCCUUUUUGUGGAAGCACUGGGAUGCCAUUACUGGCUACUUGGAACGGUUCUUUUCACCCCCUAGAUGAUGUCAAGAAGAACUGGCUGUUGCCCCACCCACUCCGGUUUGCUCUGGCAAGUGAGCGUGGCAAAGUUUAGUCAGCCACUCCUUCCUCUGCUGAAGUUUGAAAGUGUCAGAGUGUGAAUUUGUUUACAGUUUAAAUAACAUUUUCUCUCUGUGAGAUGCAUUGGCAAUAGUAUUUUUUAGAUUUUAUUCAAGAGCUCUUUUUGGCAAAAAUCCUGGAUAAUUUUUAUGUAGCAUGGUUCUCUUUGGAUGCAAAUCUUAAGAUUCCUUAAGUGUACAAAAAUAAAACACCAAUUUGGAGCACACCAAUUUAAAUUAUGGUGAAUUACUGUACUAAACCUGUUGGGAAGAGGAGAAGACAGUUACGUAAACCAUAAAAAAGAUUAAUCUAGUGCAACUAUACCGUGACGUUAUAAUGCUACUGUGAAACUGACCACAUUCCAUGUCCAAAUGUAUAGCUUCAGGGUGGCUUUCCCUAAUGGAAGACCAAUGCAAUGCACGGAACUCCCUGGAUCGGUUGCUGGGUUAGCCUCUUCUGCUAACCACUCUCUUUCUGUAUGGCCUAUUAAACAUUUUGGCUAGGUAUAUGAAGUGGAUGAGUUAUACCAUACAUAGUUACUGCACAGUUGUACUACAGUAUUUUGAAGUAGCCCUUUAAAUACUAUAAGCAAAAGCCUUUGGUUGCACUUUUACGGUUACAGUUUUUUAAUAUAUGUAUAGUCACAGAUUUAAAAAUCCGAAUGGCAUACUUGAAGAGUGUAAUACUCAAACUCUCAGUGCUUCCUUAUUGUUUCUAAUAGGAUUUUUUAUUAUUCUUAUUGGGGGUUGUUUUUGAACUUAGUGGUUUUGGAGGGUUCAUAAUCUCUCCCCCCCCCUUUAAAAUAAAGAAGUGACAUUCUUAAAUGAAGAAAUGUGUGAAUAAAUGUGAGCUGUCUUAUCCUGAAACAGUUUUGGGGAGGGCUGAAAACAGCUUCUAGUGCAUCUUGAGUGCUGACCUAUUCAGAUGUGAUUUGUGUUCUCCUUAACUUGCUGAUGCAGCAUCACAAAAAGAGCUCGCUCUCUCCUCCUGUCAGACUUUACAUAGAUUAUUUUUCUUCUAAUGGGAGGAGUGGGGGGUGCACUGGGGGUUGAAUUUCUCAUCCCCUAGAUCUGUUACAUAUAGACUCUGAAUAUUUUCAUGAGAGUAAGGAAAUUCUUGUUUGUCUUAAGGAGAGAUGAAAACUAACUUUUGAAACAACUAAGUGUGUGAGCCGAAGUUCUGUUCUGAGAAAAUAAAUUAGUACAUGAAAUUCUUAAUGUCACUGAUAAUCCAUAGGACUUAAAUUUUUGGUUUAGGCUCCUGCAUGCCAAAGUUGGGCUUGUGACUGAAUAGCCUACAUUCAGUCAACUUCAGAUCUAUUCAAAAAGCUACCCUGUAUCUUUAAGGAAAGAGUAAAUGCUUAAGGAAACACCAGAUCAAAAGGCCAGUCCCAUAGAUAUUCUCAGAUUUAUUAUUCAAAUAAACCUCUGAUAACUGAAGCCAAAGUUCUCAUAUUAGUAAACUAACGGUGUUCACUGUUGGUGUGUUUGCAUUUAGAGCCCCUCUGUACAUCUUGUUCUCACAUAGUAUGCCAUAGAGUACAAUUGACAGGUUGUACAUGACCAAGAAGUGGGGAAAUGCAGAACUGCCAGUUGCUUGUGCCAGAUCUCUCCCUUACUCCACCCCCACCCACCCCCACAAACACCCUAUCUUGUCCUGAGCAAGACUUGCAGUUAGGGGGGGAAAUGGCAUGAACUGCUUUUGCUUCUACGUUUCCUGCUUUUUGGAAACACAAGGACUGGCCCUGGGAUUGCAACAAAACUAACAUCAGCCAUGGUAUAGUGAGUUUCUGGAGCCUUUUUAAACAGUGACCAACAGGAUUUAUAUUUCUGGAAUUCAGAUCCAUUCUUAAUUCUGGAUGGCUGUCUUCAAUGUGAAACAGGUUUUUUUUAAGUCUGUUCUUUUACAUUGUUGGAAUUUAAUCACUUACUUUAAUGUACCAUUGGCCAUGUUCCAUCUAAGAAAUUAACAAUGCCCAAGUGACCUACAGUGAUAUAGAACAGGGAGCCCAGGAACUCUUGCUGUUAGGGCUUUAUACUCUAGAAUUGUGUUAAAAUUUCCUUUAAGUUCAUAAAUGGUACUUUCUUUCUGAUUGCCAGCAGCAAAAAGCCUUCCCUCUGCCCUGGUCAUUAUUCAAGAAAUUUAGCAUAUCACUUUUCAGAAUCACAGCUCUUUGUAUACUCAGGUUCCUCAAGCUAAUACCAUCACACCUCAUUAUCACUGGGCAAAUAUCUACUUACCCUUUAAAAGAAAUAAGUUGCCAAUUUCAACAGACUCAAGCCAAAAAAAACACCUAUUUUUCUAGACUUGCUGAUAUAGAAUGGGUUUGUUAGUAUUCCAGUACAAUCCCUCUUGAUCUGCCAUGAUAAUACUCUGUUAUGUUUAUGCCCACUCUGAUAUACCAUAGAAUCAUAUGCUUCCUACUGCCCCUUUUUCAAUUUUCACAAUAUUUCAUCAUAGCAUCUUAAAUGAAGCAACAAGGGCAGGCUUUGGUCUGCAUUCCGAAGUGUCUGAAAUAGGUCUCUUCCAGAAACUUGGUUCCUGGCAUCACCUUCAGAUUUUUGAUGGCAUGUAGAAUUCACUAGAUAGGUUUAACCCAGAAUACAAACCAAUGCAAAGUGAAUGAUAAAUGAGCACUUCGGUACCCAUUAACCAUUACAGUCUAAAAGGAGGGUUUUUUUUAUUCUUCUAUUCCUGUUGUAAAAAUGCAUUUACAAGUCCUGAAUUCUGAGUGUACCAUCUUGAUAAACAAACUGUCCUGUUUACCAGAAGGGAAAUGAUUGAUAGAACCCUUAAUCUCCAGAAGUGUUCUGUGAAGGUCUUUUGGUUUAUGAUUGUGAUUCUCAAUACCUUUCCAGUUCUAAAAGACUGCCAUAAGUGCUUUGUGAUGUUGCAUCCAACCUAUCAACUAUUCUAACAUGACUCCUAUGUUAUCAUUUUGCCUUUUUUUUAGCAGAUUGUACAUUUUCUCCUUCCUGUUGGACUGAAGGGCUGUGACUGCAUCAAAUUGUUUAACAGACGUUAAUUAUUUGAAAAUGUGACUCUAGCUUUAAAACUCCCAUUCCCUUUGCAAAUGCUGUAUUCUUUCUCUUGAAGGUGAAGCAUUCCUGGAUGACUUGUUAAAGGCACUGUCUGCCAAUGAAUGGUGUGUGUGUGUGUUUUAUUCUUAUUGUUUUUAAUGCUAUCGACCUCUUUGAAUUAUGGAAUUGCUUUUCCACAUAAUUUCCUAUUUGGAGAGGGUGAAGUGUUUAAUAUCAGCUGAUCACAAAAAGGAAUGAAUGAGGAGGCUGCUUUGAAGGAAAGAUAAGUGACAGUUUAGCAUACUUACCAUAAUUCAUAAAAUAUUUUGGGAUGUAUCCAACUAAGUUCUACUCAGAGUUGACUCAUUGAAACUAAUGGGCCUAAGUUAGCCAUGUCCAUUAAUUUCAGUGGGUCCACUACAAGUAGGAGUUAGUUAGAUACAGCCCUUUGUCUCUUUCCCUGCAAUUUCCCUAUUUUUUUUAAAAAAAAGCUAAAGUGAAACGUUAGCCAUGUUUAGAUUUUUUUUCUUAUGUCGCACCGUUGCAUAAUGGUACUGCAUAUGUUCUGAGCAUAUCCUUGGUGAUAAUAUUGUGUUCACAGCAAUUAAUUAGCUUAUUCCAACCUUGUGGACACCUAAAAAUCAGAUGUUGUUCAGGAAUUUUGUGGGUUCAUACACUGACCUGAAGAGGCACUGUAUUUCAUCUAUUUGGGGUGGGGUAGGUCUAUAAGAAAUAAAAGCUGCCAGCAAUAGAAACCAAGAAGCCAGGUCUGAUGGAGAGAGAGGGAGGUGGGUGUAUUGUCCCCAUCAGAUUGCUUGCCAGUUCUAAGAGAAUUCUGAAUGUGGCGAAAAGAGUUCUGUGUGUAUGUGUCUCCGUGUGUGUGUGUUGUGUUGUGUAUGCCAGGUGGUAUCGUGCAUUAGUAGGCAACUGACAUAGCUGCAAGUGUGGUUUUUUAAAAGUAUAAAAUAAAAACUCACUUGCAUGGGAUGAAGAGUACAGAAAUGACACUUAUGAACGUAACACUGUAGUUUAUAGAUCUUUAAGCUGCUAAUUGUUGAGAGGGAUUGACAUUUGUCUGAUAGUUACAGGUUUGUCUGUGACUUAUGCUGUAUAUAAAAUUAAAUAAAGACCUCAGAUACUAA
Molecule: messenger RNA, 6579 nt
Organism: Rhineura floridana
Lineage: Eukaryota; Metazoa; Chordata; Lepidosauria; Squamata; Rhineuridae
Gene: TMCC1
Product: transmembrane and coiled-coil domain family 1
Exons: 6
Coding region: 411-2342 (643 amino acids)
Biological process (GO): endosome fission; endosomal transport; membrane fission
Cellular component (GO): endomembrane system
Source: RefSeq, a predicted model, not a curated record